This is a messenger RNA of Drosophila yakuba, 1091 nucleotides long. RefSeq lists its product as uncharacterized. NCBI's taxonomy places the organism in Eukaryota, Metazoa, Arthropoda, Insecta, Diptera, Drosophilidae. The record is from RefSeq and is a predicted model, not a curated record.
AAGAAGGGUCUCCGAAGAAGAGCAGGAGGAAAGAGCCGGAGCAAUCAACCACCACCACCACCACCACCAGCAGCGCACCACACGCACACACGACAUGGGCAACGGCAACGGCAUCGGCAUCGACAUGACCUCGACCUGCCUGCCAGCCAUCCGUGCUCCCUGGUUCCCACUCCCCUCGAGAAAAGAGAGCCGUGCCCCAUGCGUGCCGUCCUCACUUAAGCCAAAGAGCCAAUCUCGUCGAGGCAGUGCCAUUGUUGCACAUGGUGUGGCCUCUUCCCUUUUGGCGCACAGUCACACAGACCUCAUUUCCUCUUUGGCGCGACAUUGCGUUACACUUACGGGCACGGAGCACCAUCAGCAGCAGCAGCAGCAACCACCACCAACGGAACGGCACCACAGCACCACCCAGGCAAGCGGCAAGCAGCCGGUGCUGCGAUGGAUCCUCGGUCGGUGCAUGUGCAUCGUGAGAAAGUGUACUGGAGACAUUCCCACAAGUAUUGGGAUUGUGCCGCACUUCUGCUGCCGGUUACCCGGUGCCUCGCCCUCGGCUUCGGCCUCGUCCUCGGUCAGCUGUGACACUUGUUUGGCGCAUUUUGCGAGAUUGGGCAUUCGGAUUGGGCCAUUGACGAAAUCCACCUGCCCCAAGGGUGAGUUCCAGUUCAAAUGCAGAACCAGGGGUCGCUGCAAUCGCAGCCAUGAAAUCGAGAAGUUAACAAACAGUGCAGCCAGGCACCGGCGACAUUUGCUGACAUCUGAUGGCACUGAUUUCGUACAUUUCGUACAGUUCGUUUCCAGUUUUCUUCGUGGGGGAGGUUUCUGAGAUCAUCAGCGUGGCAAUGUUUUGAUAUGGGUUUCGGGACGACUUAAGGAAGACAGCCAUAUCCAAAAACAGGGAUUUCAAUUGCGCCAAUUUCCAUGAGGGUGAAGAUUUUAAAAGAGGGAUAAACUGUUGACAAUGAUGAAUCAUCCUGCUUGUGGAAGUGGAUGAGGCGGAUCAAGGAUCGUAAGAAAGCAGAAUAAUCGUUCAGAAUUGUAAUCUUUCCCAAUAAAAGAAACGUGCUGAUAUUUAAUAAACAUUUUAAUUGAAAGUA